Molecule: messenger RNA, 7479 nt
Organism: Cryptotermes secundus
Lineage: Eukaryota; Metazoa; Arthropoda; Insecta; Blattodea; Kalotermitidae
Product: protein transport protein Sec16A
Exons: 30
Coding region: 106-7206 (2366 amino acids)
Biological process (GO): COPII vesicle coat assembly; autophagy; Golgi organization
Cellular component (GO): ER to Golgi transport vesicle membrane; endoplasmic reticulum exit site
Source: RefSeq, a predicted model, not a curated record
GCCGGACAUAACGUCAACGACGUCACCAGUCUCGAUAGCCACUAAUCAAGGUAGACUGGGUGACGUGAAUAGUCCAGUUGCGACACUGGAGACAAAUGCUUCCUAAUGACUGCCCCCACUGCAAACAACCAUUCUUGGUUCAAUGCAAAGAAUGAAGGUCCAGGACACCAAGAGGUUGCACACAACCCUCAUCUAUAUAACAGAAACUUGCCACAACAUGUAGGUCCUCCCAGUGAUCAAGCAUGGCAGUCUCAGUAUCAGUGGUACACUCCGGCAUCAAAACCCCCACUGAACACAAGCCACCAGAUGAACAGUGGCACAGGGACUAGUGACUCAUGGAACUGGGGUGGUGGUACAAGCUAUCAGCAGCAGCCCAUGCAGUAUGGGCAACAGUUACAACAGAACAGUCAACAGUAUUUCUCACCAUACAGAAACCAUUAUGAUCCGUCUGUGGCUAGACCUUACCCAGACCCAUGGAACUGGGGCUGGGAAGAGUCUGGGAUCUCAGAGAAUUCAGAGCCUCUUAGCAGCAGCAGCAGUAAUAACAAUAAUAAUAAUAACAUUAAUCCUGAUCCUGCAUGGAGGUGGUCUGUAGAGAAUACGGCAACCUACCAAGAACAUAAUAUUCCAAGUACUAAUGCAGGUUACAGUUCAGGACAGCAUGGGCAGAAUUACACCAUUGCCCCUGUGCAUGCAACUUUCAACACUGGGCCAAAUACUGCAGUAAUGACUCCUGGUACAGCUGCUGUUAUAGCAGAAUCCUUCGGUUCAGGUUCUGCUGACCAGACAGCAUUAUUUCACAGUGGUAGUUCACAGCAUCUUGAAGGAAAUAGGAAUCCCUUCACACCGAACUAUGUAAAAAAUAAUACUGUAAAUCAUCCCGUUAUUACAUCUGAUAAUCAGUAUGCUACAAUAAGUACAGCAUCAAAUUUUGAUCAAGGUAUUUAUAAUCAUGGAUCCCAUGGUGCAAAAAGCAAUUUUGAACAAGGCCAUGUGAGUAAUGUUAACAUUUAUCAGCAAGAGACUUGCAGAGCGGGAAGAGGUGGAGAAGGAAUGGUAGAUCAAACUGCAGUAACAAAGGAGUUGAAGAAUGUAGAAAAUAUUAAACAAGACACUCGGCAGUUAUCAUUGGAUUAUGUCACAGGAGGUGGAGAAUUCACAAAUGUUCCUCUAAGUGCCAAUGAUACAGAGACCAUGAAAGAUACUAAGGAAGAAUUGGACUCACCAGCAAAUGAUGUUCCCGAGUUAAGCACAGAAAGCUCAAGUAGAGAACAAGACACAAGUAAACAAAGUUUCAGUGCAGGAAAUGAUGGUCUUUCUUCACAGUGGUCUACAGAGAGUUUACCAAGUUCUGAAGAGCUGUCUCAGACUGUAGAAGGGAAUGAAAUUGUUUCUUCUCACCCAACUGUACCUCAGUCACAUCUGGUUACCAAUACGCUUCAGGUAAAUGAGCAGAAUGAUCAAUACCAGAAUUAUGAACCCAGCACUUAUGAAUUUAAUGAUGUUAAGCAGGGUGAUAGUCAGGCAGAAAGAGCUGAUCAAGUACAGAGCUUGAAAGGUGUUACAAAUAACACUUCUGUCAGUGAAUCAAGAAAUUUAUAUCAUCAAGACUACCAGAACUACUGUACUGAUCGUUAUGCUGUAGAACAGACCACAAAUGAGACAGUAAGUUGGAAUAAAGAUACAGGAAACAGAGGGUGCAGUCAAGUUGAUACAAACUCUAAUGCAUAUGGUCAUUUGUCUGUUGGUAGUAAUAGUUCAGCAUCGUCCUCCAACCUCUAUGUGCAUGGUGAUCUAUGUACAACACAAACAGAAUCCAUGACCAUUAAGACGGCGUUGUCUGUAGAAAGUGUUUCCAGUGCUUUAGAUAGCUUAACAAUAUCAAAUGAAAAUUUCAGAUCACCAGAUGUGGAAAACAAAGAGAUCAUUUAUCCUGAACUUGAAGACAAUUCAGGUGCAUUGUUGCCUUCUCCGGGACAUAGCAACCAAUCUUUUGAAAGUAAUGUGAAUGUGACUCCACCACCUGCAGUGCCUGGACAUCCUCCAAAGAGUAUUGGGAUUACUCAGGGAAGGAACAGUAAACCGUACUCACUGAACCAGAAACAUACAAAUAAAUACCAAACCAUUCCACCUAGUGGAGAAGGAGCAACUGGUGUAAUUGAGCACAGAAGCUACAGUCAUCUACACUUACCUUCAGUAGGACCAAUUGAACCAGGUGUGAAUAUUUCACAGUUUACAGCAAUACCAGAGAUUAUGUCACACACAGUAAACAACCUCAUGCAGCCAACAUACAGUCACAAGGCUGUGGAAGCUCCAGGAAGCCUUGUUAGCAGAAAAAAGAAAACACCACCACCUCCCAUGACUGAAGAUGCGGUGAACUUGGAGACAGUACCAGAUAAUAAGGAGAGACCUGACUUCAUAGAUGUUCCACAAACAGCUCCUGUAACAAGACCACAUACUGCUCCUGUUGGCCAGGAUUCGUUAAGAGGAAUGGCAUCUCAGUGGACCCAACCAUCAAGUUACAGUACAAGUCCUGAAAACCAAGAGGUGGCUCCCCGUUGUGGACCAGAUAGAAACCAAUAUCUUGAGACUGGGCAACUCAGCAGUGAUGAGAGAGAGAUUAGAUCUGCAGUGCCAGAUGUGAUGGAAACGCAAUACCGAAUUUCAAGGAAUGGUAACAGCAGUGUUUCAAGUGAAGGAUUCUCGCCACUGCUUGGACUUCGUCGCAUGAUUCCCGGUCAGAUUACUGAUCAGCAUACCAGCACAAACAUUUAUCAACCAGAGAAUGUAGUUGACAUCAAUUGUGGGGAUAAUUUUAGUGAAGAUAUUUCAACACCUCCACCAGGCCUCCAUAGAAUGGUUCCUGGGCAGUUUACAGAAAACGAGAAUUCCAUAAUGCAAGUUUUGGACUCUGCUCAUACUACUGAAAAUUCUUCAGGUGAAAUGUUCCUUGAUAGAAUGGUCCCAGGACAGCUGACUGAGGAAAGUGUUGGUGGUGGUAGUUUUGUUUCAGAUGCUGGAAGCGUUAAAACAGUACCAGCACACAGCUCAGUGGAUGAUAUUCCACCACCUGGUUUGAGGAGGAUGGUUCCUGGGGAAUCUAGUAGCCCAGAAAGUCAAGGAAAUUUUGUACAGUCAGGAUUGACAGCAGGCACGUUCCAGCCCAUUGAUGCAGUUCCCUUGGAGCCAAGGGUUGUCACGGGUGUGGCACAAGAUGAAAUGGAUGGUGUGGGACCUGCUGGAACGUUACCAUUGCCACCGUCACCAAUGUCAGCAAGUAGUCAUGCAAAGAGUGAACCUGUUAGCCCAUUAGCAGAGCAAGCUCUGAAUGGCAACAGCUUACCACAGCCCCCAUCUGAACGAAGUGAGACUAUUGGUUCUGAUGGUGUAGAAGUGUACCCACCGCCUCCACUGUCCGAAAACACUGUUCGAGAUGCAAGUGGUUCUCGGCGAGAGGCCAUGAGCAAAGACCGAGAACGUUGGCAUCGGGAUGAUGAGGGUAAUAACCAUAACUCUCAGCACCAAAGAAGACAGACAGAUCGCAGAGACCACUACAGUUUUCGUGAUAAAGAGAGGGCUGAAUCUCCUGGCACCAGUAGGUAUAAGGACCGAGAAGAGUGGGAUUGGAAGUAUGACUCCAGACAUGAGCGAGACAGGGAACGAGUGAGGGACAGAGAUGAUUCCUCAAGUGGUGGUCGUUACAGAGAUGAUAGACAUUAUGAUCCUAGGAAAGAGUUUAGGAGUCAUGAUGAUAAUCAAAGACCGAGGCGAAAGACAAGUUAUGAUAGGCAGGAAGAUGAUGCAGAUACUGAAGAUUAUUUUAGUGAUCAUGAUCAUGACAAGGCCAGACACCGCGAUAAUUAUGAUAGCCGGUACAGAGAUCGAGCUGACAGAGAAAGGGGACAGCGUGAAAUUGUGCAAAAGAUCUCUAGAGAGAGGAAAGAUCAUAGGGCUACAGGAAGAGAUCGUGAUCGAGAUCGUGACCAGGGUCAUGAUAGAGGACGGGUUCGAGACAGAGAAAGACGAAGGCAAGAGUAUUCUGACAGGCAUGAUUAUAGGAGGUUUGACGAACACUACAGUAGAGGUUAUGAGGAUGAUGCUUACUAUCGAGAUAAUCAGAGGUCCCGUCCUUCAAGUCAAACAGAAUAUGAGGAAUAUCAUCGAAGAAAUUACCAUGGAUAUGGAGCCUACAAUUAUGGUGGAAGGCAGGUGGAUUCUUACCACUAUGAUCCUUAUGACACUUACAAGUAUUACGAAUACUUGUGCAGGACUGAUCCUGCAGCAUAUGCAGACUGGUAUGCCAAAUACUAUCCAUCACACCAAAGUUACAACCAAGGUACCUUCUCAGAAGACCGUGGCAGUGUGCAUUCUGGCAGGAGUUCUGCAAAUGAAAAAUUGCAUAAGGAAAGAUAUGAAAGGACAGGACAUUGUUGUUCUCAUGAUUACUGCCACUCUUCAUCUUUUACUGGUGAUUGUGACAGUGGGAGAGGUCAGGAGCAGACAGAUUCAUCUGUCAUAGAGGAUCCCACUGCUACAACUCCACAGAGACUUACACCUGCCAAAUUUUCUACUGCUCAUGUUAAAGGUAUCCUCACAGCAAGAGGACAGGUUGUGAAAGUGCUGCCCCCUAAUCCAUUAGAUGGUCAGCCUGCCACUGUGGAAAUCCAUAAUAUACAGGACGUGGUUAGUUCGGAUGAGACUGUAAGAGAAUUACAAGAUUUUCCAGGGCCACUCAUUAGGGGAGUUACACACAAGAACUCUGUAAUCACAUAUUGCAUGAGAAAACUGAAGAAAGCUGAGAGCGAUCCUGAGCUGUUUGAUCGUGAAUCGGUUAUUCUUUUGUGGAAAUUGCUUAUACUUCUUCUAAGACAAAAUGGGGCAGUUGUUGGAGCAGAUAUUGCUGGACUUCUGCUGUCAAAGUCAGGUAAUCAGGAGACUGUUAACUUCAGCACUGUGACAUCUGCUGUCCGCCAGUCAGCACCAUCACCUGCUGUGUCCCAGCAUAGCAGCAUUCAUGAUGUGCAGGCUGAUGAACCAAACCUGCAUCAGGCUUCACAUAAGUCAGAAGAAGAACUGGUGAUUGAAUUCACAGAAUAUUUACUGUAUGGCAACAAGAGAGAAGCCUUAGAAUUGGCCGUGAAACAUGGACUCUGGGGCCAUGCUAUAUUCUUGGCUUCUAAGAUGGACCAGAGAACAUAUGCCAAUGUAAUGAUGCGCUUUGUUGAUGGACUUGCCAUGAAUAAUCCAUUGCAAACUUUACAUCAGUUGAUGUCAGGACACCAGCCAGCUGCUGUUACAUGUUGUGCAGAUGAGAAGUGGGGAGAUUGGAAGCCCCAUCUUGCUAUGAUCCUAUCAAACCCAUCCCAGAGACCAGAUCUAGACCAGAAAGCAGUUGUUACUCUUGGAGAUACCCUGCGUGCACGAGGAUGUCUCCAUGCAUCUCAUUUUUGCUAUUUGAUGGCUCAGUUAGAGUUUGGGUUGUUUAGCCGUAAAUCGUCAAAAAUUGUAUUGCUUGGCUCGUCACAUUUGAAGCCUUUUGUAGAGUUUGCAACAAAUGAAGCUAUACAGAUGACAGAGAUUUACAUAUAUGGUCGCCAGUUGGCAGAACAUGAAUUUAAUGUUCCACAGUUCCAGGCCUACAAGUAUUUAUAUGCAACACGACUUGCAGAAUUUGGAAUGCUGACUGAGGCAGUCCAUUAUGUUGAAGUGAUAGCUGGAUCUGUCCUUGAGCAGCCUACUAGUUACAGUGGAAGUUUUGCAAAGGAGAUUUAUGACCUAGGGGAUCAGCUCAAAUACUGUGAUCCAUUGUACAGUAGCAGAGAAGGCGAGACAGUAGAAUUGGCAGACCCAUCAUGGUUACGUGGCCUACACAAUGUAAUUUACAAUUACAAUAUUGGCCUAAUUCAGCAGGACAUUCCAAGCUAUGGCUCAGCUUCAAAUUUGAGCUGCUCAGAAAGUGAACCUAUGCAACAUGGCACAGCAACAACUGAUAGCAUGCAGGAUCAAUUGGCACCUGGCAUUGACUUGCAGCAGCAACAGCAGGAAUCUCUGUACUGUCAGGAUCAGCAGACCCAGCACUGGCCAGUUCAGCAUGGAGCAGAAACAACAAGUUGUAAUGUACAUCAGCAGCAAGCAGAAUCUUCAGGAGAUAUGGGGAGAAACUUUCAGAAUCGUGAUCAGUAUUGGGCAGACUCUCAGUGGGGAGCAGGUGCAUUGAGCACUACACAAGAUCAAGAAAGAAAUGAACUUGAGUUGAUCUCUGCGGGACGUGGUUAUGGCAACAGUGAGACCCAGGUAGCAGGGAAUGUUGCUGGCCAGCAGCCAUUUAGUUACUGGAAUAUGUCAGCCAAUCACACACAGCAAUCAGUGGCGACCAAUCCUGAUGUACCACAAGUGACAUUACCAGGAUCCACUUCACAGAUGACACAGCAGCAAGAAUCAUCAACACCACAAUCAAAACCCUCUUUGGGAACCAAAUCUCCUAUCAAACAGAAGCAAAAAGAAGAAGUAUCAAAGCAUUCGGGAGGCAACCGCAGCUUGUUGGGAGUAAUCUGGAACAGAUUUGUUCUCCGGCCAGCAAAUCAAAUGAAGUUGCCAGAUGAUAAAAAUCCAUCAAUUGUGUGGGACCCAGAUAAGAAGAAGUGGACAAAUGUAGAUGGAGAUGAUGAUAAUGAAAGUAGUGACGUACCGCCACCACCUAAAGACUCGGAACUCCCUGCAGUAACAAAGGGUUUGUUAGCUGCAGGAAGUGAAGGCCCUGCAACUGGGCCAUCAGGUUCAAAUGUGUACAGAUUAAACGGACCAGGGAAAGGACGCAAGCCGAGGUAUGUGAAUGUAUUGGAAGGAAGCAAAACCACUGGCCCAUCUCUCCCUGCACCAGAUCUUUUUCCACCAAUAAUACCAUCACAGACAUCAGUGAAUUACUUUGUACCCUCCCCAGUAGAAAGCAGUGAUGCUCGAACAGAUUUCCUGACGCCAGCUACAAGCAGCAUUCCUGAGCAGUCAGUUGAACAGUCACAAUUGUCUAGGUGGAGUUCCACUAGUUCUCUCUCCAGGGAAGUGCAGAAGUACACCAUGAGGGGGCAGCAGAAUAAACCUUCUCAGGGUGCAGUGGCAUGUGGAACACCAAUGACGGAUCCUGCUAGCUUCGUACAAAAUGCAGGUGUAGGCACAUCAUCCAACACCAUGAAACGCUACCCCAAUUGAUAAUUGUGUGUUAAUAAUUACAAUUCACGUUAUAGGUAAUUAAACUUGUGGGAGGAUGGGUAGGAAUUUCAUGUUCAUUGCAAGAUGGACAGUGAAAGGAAACAGAGAUAUUGUGUUUAACAGAUAAGUUUCAGUACACCCAGUUUUGUUUUUAUUCUUGAUGUAAAUAUUCAGUUUUGAGUCUCAUAUUGAUAAAAGUAAAACAAACUCCGUGAUUUCAGUCCAUAAGCGAACUAUACCGACCGAGCGACCGCCUCUUUUCGGUGAAGUUUA